CCGGAGCCCGAGCGCAGCGGCAUCCAAGCGGGAACCGGAGCGGGAGCGGAGCCAGAGCGGGAACCUGAGCUGGAGCCGAAGCUGGAGCCGGCAGUGCGGCGCACGGAGCGGAGCGAGGCAGCCAAGCCGAGUGAGCGGAGGGUCCUUCCCUGCGAGAAGUCAGAGCUGUGCACGUGGGCAGGCUGGCUCCACUGUUCUGCUCCAAGGAUUACAUGUCCUUCAAACGCCCCUGCCCCUUAGCUCGAUACAACCGCACCAGCUACUUCUACCCGACGUUCUCAGAGAGCUCAGAGCACAGCCAUCUGCUUGUGUCUCCUGUGCUGGUGGCAAGCGCAGUCAUAGGCGUGGUCAUCAUCCUCUCCUGCAUCACCAUCAUCGUGGGCAGCAUCCGCAGGGACAGGCAAGCCCGGCUCCAGCGGCACCGCCACCGCCAUCGCCGCCACCACCGCCACCACCAUCGCCGCCGCCGCCGCCGCCAUCGAGAGUACGAGCACGGCUACGUGUCCGACGGGCACACGUAUAGCCGCUCGAGCCACAGGACACGCUACACCUGCAGCCCUGCUGAGGACUGGCCUCCACCCUUGGACCUCAGCUCUGAUGGGGACGUGGAUGCCAUGGUGCUCCGAGAGCUGUACCCAGAUUCUCCACCAGGUUACGAGGAGUGUGUGGGGCCGGGGGCCACUCAGCUGUACGUCCCCACGGACGCCCCGCCCCCCUACUCGCUGACCGACUCCUGCCCUGCGCUGGACCGCGCCCUGGAUGCGGGCAGGGGCCGCAGCCCCGGCCAACACCAGCAGGCACAGAGACCGCAGCGCCAGAGUGGCCUCUGCACCAUUUCCAUGGACACCCUGCCGCCUUAUGAGGCCGUGUGUGGGGCCAGCCCCCCCCCAUCGGGCCUGCUGCCACUGCCGGGACCAGAACCAGGGCCGAGGAGCUCCCAGGACUCGCCCACCCCAACCCGGGCCCCAGCCUCAGGCCCAGAGAGGAUUAUAUGAGGGACCCAGCGGCCGGGUCCUGUCAGCCCCUCAGGGCUGAGCCACACCUUUCAGGCACGCAGGGGCGUGCACGCACACACACCCGCGCACACACACACACACGCAUACACACAUGCACACACGCGCGCACACAGAUGUGCACACAUGGCACCCCCACAUGCACACAUGUACACACAACUUGGACACACGCACACACUGAUGCACCCAUGUGCGCACACACAUCCAGACACGCCCCACACGUGUGCAGACGUGCACACACAUAGGCCCCCCCCCACACACACACAAUCCCAUCUGCGAAGGUUUCAUUAUAAAGGAAGCUCUCCCGACCUCCCAGUCUCCUCCCCAGCCUGUCAGUGAUGCCUCUGUAGCCAACGCUGGGAGAAGAGAGGCGGAGAAGGGACCAGGGCUCACCCCACCCUCUCCUCGGGCCUGUCUGCCCUGCCCGCACCACGCAGGCUGUGCCCAAACGCGGAUUCUGCCUCCAAAAACUGCUCAACCGUCCCAGGUCAGCUGCCUGCCCCGACCCCACCCCAGAGCAGCUGGUCCUCCCGGCUGGCAGGACAGGCCUCAGUGAGGCUCAGCUCCGCACUGUCCCCAUCUCCCAACCCCAGGGCAGAAGAGCCACAACGUCAACACCCUGCCACUUAUAGGGUAAGGGACCUGGGUCUGGGGGCUCAGGCACAACCUGGAGACCCUCGCAGCCCGCCUUGCCCAUCCCUCGCCCAGUGCCCUCAGUCUGGUGGUGCUAGCGGAAUCAUCUCCGAAGCCCCCACCCCAAGCCACGGGUGAUGGGCAGGGCCCUUGGUGGGCAUGCGGUGGUGGUAGUGGGUCACAGCUGUGCCCCCGUCAGUCCAACCACUGCCCAGGACUGAGGGUCUUCAAAGAAGAUGGAGGGCUGCCGGGUACAGUUCUGAGGAGAGGAGCAGCCCCUCGCUAAGUACAUGCCCAGCCGACCAUUACGGCCUAAGCUUGAGUGGGCUGGAGUCAGACCCCAGAAGCAGUGCUGUGCUCCUGGGCAGUGGUGCAUAGUGGGGAAUUGUGAGCCAACGCAUUCUGGUCCUGCCCUCCAUGGAGUUUGAGGAGACGAAAUGAAGGGGAUGUGGGCCCCACUAUGCCACUGCAAAAGCACCAGUGGCUACAUCUCGGCCUUGCUGCCGGGGGUACCACGGAAGGGGAUACGUGGGCCUGGUUGUAGAGACUCAGAUAUUGGCCCCUGAAUCCCAGCAAUUUCCAUCAGAGACCAUGCAGGUAACAGAGCUGAAGUUACCUUGAAGACACCUGAAGACCCAGCCUGCCAGAGGGCGGCAGCCCAGCAUGUCCCCGCCGGCAUCACCAGCAGCAGAGAGUUCUCAAAUCCACCCUGCCUCCCUCCUCACCCCCUCCUUAAACAAGAGCACCUCCAACCAUCCUCUCCCCCGCAUUUCAAUUCCUCCAACAAAGGGCUAAGACAAUUUAGUAAUCCCUUUCUGAAGAAGAGAGGCGGCAAGGAAAGCAAUCGUGAAUUUUAUUUUCUGUAGAAAUAGAAUUUCUUCUGGUGCAGAACUGAAAGGAAUCCACCCAGAGGUUCUGUAGCAUCCUGGAGCCCCUGACUCCGCCCGGGGGAGGGACCUUGUUUACAAGCAGUUCUGUCCACCUUUGUGGUGUACAGUUUCCUAGGCAAAAAAUAUCUGUCUGUUGUACUGUAUAGCCUUUAAAAUGCACUCCAGGGAUGAGACUCUUUUAAGAAACGCAUCCUGCUUCUGCAACCCUAGAGAGUGCUGGGGGGAGGGGGGUGGGCGCGGAAAAGAUAAAAAUCCCCACAUGCUCAUCAGUGUUUGAGGGAUGGAGCUGAACAGCUUUUCUUGUUCCUGGAUUAAGCGCUAA
Messenger RNA from Balaenoptera musculus (blue whale), 2858 nucleotides. It is a transcript of the gene BEAN1, whose product is annotated as brain expressed associated with NEDD4 1. The transcript has 5 exons. Bases 213 to 995 code for a protein of 260 amino acids. NCBI's taxonomy places the organism in Eukaryota, Metazoa, Chordata, Mammalia, Artiodactyla, Balaenopteridae. The record is from RefSeq and is a predicted model, not a curated record.